GUGCAGGCAGGGUUUCCUGCCAGGAAUUGGGCUGCCUGGCCAUGCUCUGGGCGCUCUGGCCCAGGUGGCUGGCAAGCAAGGCGCUGCCCCUCCUGGGUGUGGUGCAGCUACAGAAGCGAGAGAAGAGGGGACCUCAGUGGAGGCAGUGGCGGCGGGAGACCCACCCCUACUAUGACCUCCAGGUGAAGGUGCUGAGAGCCAAAAAUAUCCAGGGCACAGACCUGCGCAACCUUUCCAGUCAUAAGCUAGAGGCUGAGGACCUGUCCAUCCUACCUACAGUGUCCAAAGCUGACUGCUAUGUGCAACUGUGGCUGCCCUCAGCAUCCCCCAGCCCCGCCCGGACCAGGGUGGUGGCCAACUGCAGGGACCCCGAGUGGAACGAGACCUUCCACUACCGGAUCCAUGGUGCCGUGAAGAAUGUCCUGGAGCUCACCCUCUAUGACAAGGACAUCCUGGAGAAUGACCAGCUCUCCCUGCUGCUCUUUGAUCUGAGGAGCCUCAAGCCAGGCCAACCACACAGACACACCUUCCCCCUCAGCCAGCAGGAUUCACACGAGCUGCAGGUGGAAUUUGUUUUGGAGAAGAGCCAGGUGCCCGCGUCUGAAAUCAUCACUAAUGGGGUCCUGGUGGUUCAGCCAUGUUUGAGAAUCCAGGGCACACUCGGGGGCGAUGGGACAGCCCCACGUCUAGAGCACGGCCCUAGGCAGAUUCAGCUGGCAGUGCCUGGAGCCUACGAGAAGCCCCAGCUCUUGCCCUUGCAGCCUCCCAUGGAGACGGGCGUCCCAGCCACGUUUACCUUCCAUGUGAACCCAGUACUCAGCUCCAGGCUGGAGGUGGACCCAGGAGAGAAGCUCAUGGUCCAGGGUGACCCGAGGGCCAAGGAGGAGGCCCAGACCAGCAAGCCUGGCAUCCUGCUCUCCUCUCUGGCCCUAGGCCAGGAGCAGCAGUGUGUCGUGGCCCUGGGGGAGGGCCAGGAGGUGGCCAUGAGUGUGAAGGCAGAGAUGAGCUCUGGGGACCUUGACCUGCGUCUUGGCUUCGACCUCUGUGAUGGGGAGAAGGAGUUUCUGGAGAAGAGGAAGCGGCUCGUGUCCAAGGCCCUUCAGCAAGCUUUGGGGUUGAGCCAGGCUCCCGACAGUAGCCAGGUGCCGGUGGUAGCCGUGCUGGGCUCCGGAGGUGGAACCCGAGCCAUGUCUUCUUUGUAUGGCAGCCUGGCUGGGCUACAGGAGCUCGGCCUCUUGGACACUGUGACCUACCUGAGCGGCGUCUCUGGGUCCACCUGGUGCAUCUCCACACUCUACAAGGACCCAGCCUGGUCCCAGGUGGCCUUGCAGGGCCCUAUUGAGCGUGCCCAGGCUCAAGUGUGCAGCAGUAAGAUGGGGGCAGUGUCCACGGAGCGCCUGCAGUACUACGCCCAGGAACUGGGGAGCCGGGAAAGCAGCGGCCACCGUAGUUCCCUCGUUGAUCUCUGGGGCCUUCUCGUUGAAUAUUUCCUGUACCAGGAGGAAAAUCCUGCCAAGCUGUCUGACCAGAAGGAGGCAGUCAGCCAGGGCCAGAACCCUUACCCCAUCUACAGCAGCGUCAACGUCCGCAGCAACGUCAGUGGGGAGGGCUUUGCAGAGUGGUGCGAGUUCACCCCCCAUGAGGUCGGCUUCCCCAAGUAUGGAGCGUAUGUUCCCACCGAGCUCUUUGGCUCAGACUUCUUCAUGGGGCGACUGCUGCAGCUCCGGCCCGAGUCCCGGAUCUGCUACCUGCAGGGUAUGUGGGGCAGCGCCUUUGCAGCCAGCCUGGAUGAGAUCUUCCUGAAGACCGCUGGCCGGGGCCUCAGCUUCCUAGACUGGUGCAGAGACAGUGUGAAAAUCACAGAUGACUGCCAAGAGCUCCAGCUUCACGAUCCAGCGCGCCUGAGAACCAGGCUCUUCACCCCUCAGGGACCCUUCUAUCAGGUUGUACAGGACAUAUGCACCUCCCGGCUGACCUCAGCUGAGAACUCCAACUUCACCCGGGGCCUCCUCCUGCACAAGGACUAUGUGUCUGGCAGGGAAUUUGUGGCCUGGAAAGAUUUGCAUCCAGACGCCUUCCCCAACGAGCUCACUCCCAUGCGGGACUGUCUAAACUUGGUGGAUGGAGGCUUUGCCAUCAACUCCCCAUUCCCGCUGAGCCUGCAGCCACAGAGAGCUGUGGACCUCAUUCUGUCCUUCGACUAUUCCCUGCAUGCCCCUUUUGAGGUCUUACAGAUGACAGAGAAGUACUGCCUGGACCGAGGCAUCUCCUUCCCCAGGAUUGAGGUGUCCCCGGAGGACAUGAAGGAACCCCACGAGUGCUACCUCUUUGCCAAGGCUGAGGACCCAAGCUCACCCAUCAUACUGCACUUCCCCCUGGUCAACCGUACCUUCCGCACACACCUGGCCCCAGGUGUGGAGCGAAAAACGGCUGAGGAGAAGGCUGGUGGGGACUUUGUCAUCAACGGGCCAGACACUCCCUAUGGCAUGAUGAACUUCACCUACGAGCCCCAAGAGUUUGAGCAGCUGGUGGCCCUGAGUCGAUACAACGUCCUGAACAAUGUGGAGACUGUGCGCAAGGCCCUCCAGCUGGCUCUCGACCGGCGACAGACUGGGGAUAGGACUGGAGGCUGACCCAGGCUGGAGUUGGGGGACUGGGACAGAGGAGGGAUCCUGGGCUCCAGACCAGGGCUGGGUAGGGGGAGGGGCAGCGGACCCUGCAGGGCUUCUGCUUCUCAUCUCUUUGGAACCUGCACUGAGGUCCCCAGGCCCUGGGGAUAUUCCUCCAGGGUGCAGCCUGGACUUUUUGGGGUUCCUUCUCCCCUGUGUUUCCAGAGGAGGUGGUGUGUCUCUGGGGGUGUGUGGACUUGGGUCCCCUUUCCCCUGUUUCUGGGAGGAGGUAGUGUGUUGGGGAAGGGGUAUGUGGCAGACAUGAGCAGUUCUCAUCUGACACUGGAGUGUGUGAAGGGACUCAGGCGACCGUCAUGGCCCAGGGCCCACGCCAAACACAGAAGGACUUCAGAGGGACCAGGUCUUCAGACCCUCAACAGAAGGGGCGCUGUGAGAGCUGAGUGCAGGCUACUGCCCUGAGCUGAUACCAGAAGCAAAGAUGCGUCCAUCCAAUCCACAUUUCCUGCAAACAGCCCCAGCCCUGACCAUCCCUCCACUCCCCACUGCACCUGCAUGCUAAAGGCAUCCAGGAUAAAGGGGGACUACAUCGGUUGCCCAUCUGGGUCACUAACCCCAAGGUCCCGCCUGUUAAUUCCUCUUCACCUCUGGCCUCCCCUGCCUGCCUCAUGGCUCCCCACCCUUCUGUGCUCAGCCUCCUGAAGGCUGUGGGAUGAUCUCCCCUCCUGGCUGGGCUCCAGCUGGAGGUUCCCCAUGCUAAUUACCCAUCUUUGUUCUUUAAACUUGGGUCACAUCCUCUUAUCAGGUGUACUUUUGCUACCUUGAGCAAAUAGCCUCACCAUUCCCAGAAGUUAAAUGAGUAUGUCUAGAGGGCAUAUCCAUUUAUUGGCGCAGAGCAAACAUGAAUGCAUGUGUGUGUGUGUUUCCAGUGGCGCUGGCCUUUGAGCGCCUGUCAGCUGCUAGGGAUGGGCAGGGGUAGAGAGAGCCUAGCUGGGAACUCAGAGCCUGGGUUCCCGCCUUUUUCACAGGUGUGUCCUGCCAUCUGGGCCAUCUACUUCCCUCUUCCUCUGCUUAUCAUUUCUUCUGACCCACAAGGGACCCUCCAAACAUCCGAAGCCUCUCCAGCAUUGGCAGAUUUCCGGUCUGUGGAGAGGAGAUCCGCAAUGACUGGGCUUGGUGUGGGGGUCUUCGGGCCCUCUCCCUCUGGCCAGGGCCUCUGUAGCCUCUUUCUCCUCCCGCUGCCCCACCCAACGCUGAACUGCCUGGGGCCCUUCCAUGGUCCAGCUGCCAUACAGUAAGUCCCCGACACUUGAACCUUCAAGUUGUGAACUUUCAAAGAUAUAAAUGUGCGUUCCAUCAGCAUCAGGCCCUAGUAAAACUGCAGCUUGCCUUCCAUCUCCUAGUGCUGACCAUCCCUCAAGCAUCUCCCACCUCCUUUUCCUCAUCCAGUCAGUAACUCUUUUUGCCUGUUCACUCAAUGCCCACCUCUGUAUGCCAGCUUUUGUCAUGUACUAUUUAAGGUACUGUAUUGUAAGAUUAAAAAGGUUUCCUUUAUUUUUUAUGUUUUUUAUGUAUUAUUUGUGUGAAAAGUAUUAUAAACCUAUUACAGUACAGUACUAUAUAGCCAAUUGUGUUAGAUGGAUAUCUUAGGCUAACUCUGUUGGAUUUAGUGUACAAAUUGGACUUACAAACAUGUUCUCGGAAUGGAACUGGUUUGUACGCUGGGGACUUAGUGUACUCACUGCUCAUUCAACACUCCCCUGCUGCCAGGAGUGCUCACUUUGGGUAUCGCCUCUGCCUAAAUCUGUCUCUCUCUCUUCCCUUCUCUCUCUCUCCCUCAAUCACACAUACAUGCUGUCCAUGGCCCAAGUCACUAUUCCUCUUUUAAUCAGGGAACCUAUGUGACAAAGCCUCAUCUGUCCCGACUCUGGGAAGAAGACCCUAGUUCUGGUUUCCAGCUGGGAGGAAGGUGUCUAGAUCCCAGUGUGUGUCCCUAGCCUGGCCUGGGAUCUGAGCCUCUAGCUGGAUGGGAACCAGGAGGGCUGGGGGAGCUGGGCCUCAAAAGGGCCAGUGUUUUUUGCUGGUGUGGGGUGGGGCAGCUUGAGUCUCUCCUGCCCCCUCCCUAGAGACCAUUGCUUCUCAGAUAGACCAUCUGAUGAGCUGGUGUUUACACAUCUUUUAUGAC
Cervus elaphus (red deer) is the source of this 4812-nucleotide messenger RNA. It is a transcript of the gene PLA2G4F, whose product is annotated as phospholipase A2 group IVF. The transcript has 20 exons. Gene Ontology annotation, biological process: glycerophospholipid catabolic process. Gene Ontology annotation, molecular function: calcium-dependent phospholipid binding; calcium ion binding. The coding region runs from base 42 to 2633 and encodes 863 amino acids. Gene Ontology annotation, cellular component: cytosol. The record is from RefSeq and is a predicted model, not a curated record. NCBI's taxonomy places the organism in Eukaryota, Metazoa, Chordata, Mammalia, Artiodactyla, Cervidae.